Messenger RNA from Plasmodium yoelii, 3204 nucleotides. Its product is annotated as Dpy-19-like C-mannosyltransferase, putative. NCBI's taxonomy places the organism in Eukaryota, Apicomplexa, Aconoidasida, Haemosporida, Plasmodiidae. Gene Ontology annotation, molecular function: mannosyltransferase activity. The coding region runs from base 1 to 3204 and encodes 1067 amino acids. The record is from RefSeq and is a predicted model, not a curated record. The transcript has 10 exons. Gene Ontology annotation, cellular component: nuclear inner membrane.
AUGGACAAAUGCAAAGUGAGACUGUUUUUUUGUUCUUUGUUGAUCUGUUUAUUUGUUUUUAUCACAUUUUACAAGAGAUACCAAUAUGAAUUUUGUAGAAAUUAUGAUGAACAAAAGGUGUCAUUAUAUUCCGAGGAAUCAUUUUAUUUCUCUUUUUACGAUGAUAUCGUUAAAUCUAAAAAUUACUCGGAUGCUAUUAAUCUGAUCAUAAAUGACGAUAGAAGCGAGUAUCCUAAUCGAAUAAAUGCACUACAACGUUUUAAUAUUUAUCCAGAAAUCAUCCUCGGAACAAUAUGGCGACUUUUAAAAUUAGAAACGUUUUUUGCAACCCCAUACAACUUUUAUGUUUACGCAGCAAUUCUUUCUCAAGCGGCUAGUGUCAGUACACUGUUUUUUUUUUCUGUAUAUCUAGGAAACUCAUAUUCUUCUGGAAUCAUAUUUAUAAUGCUUUUUUUUUCAUGUUUUCGUGAAAAGUUUAUAAUAAGAUUAGCUGGAUUUCCUUUAAGAGAAAACUUUGCUUCUGUUUACAUGUGGAACAUUAUUUUACAUAUAUAUAUUAUUCUUAGAGAAAAGAAGAUAUCAACUUUAAACUACGCCCAUUUAUUUUUGUGUGUGUUUUUUUUUUUAAUAACAUGGCAAUUUUCUGUUUUCAUUUUGCUAACCAAUAUUGUUAGUCUGUUUAUAGUUUAUUUAUUGGGAUAUGAUAUACAAAAAAAAUUAAAAAACAUAUUAAUUAUUCAGGGUUUAUCUUAUAUACUAUCAAUAAUUGUUACACUUUUUCCAAGAUAUAUGUUAUAUACAUAUUUCCCAUAUGUCCUUAUUUCAAUUUUAGCAACAAUUAUAUAUAGUGACAUUAUAAGUUCAGAAAAAAAUAUAACUAAAAGUGAAGAAAAUGGCAAAAAUGGCAAAAAUGGCAAAAAUGGCAAAAAUGGCAAAAAUGGCAAAAAUAGCAAAAAUGACAAAAAUAGCCAACAGAAUGACCAACAGAAUGACCAACAGAAUGACCAACAGAAUGACAAACAGAAUGACCAACAGAAUGACCAACAGAAUGGCAAACAGAACAAAUCUAUAACUCAUACGCUGAUGAACAUUUUUAAAAACAACUCCAACACAAAUGUGAGUAACAAAUCUGAUAAUAUAAUUAACAAAGGAGUAGAAAAAAAUGAUGAAAUGGGAAAUAAUAAUUUUCCUAAAAAAGACAAAAUAAAAAUAGAUGAACAUAAUAUUAUAGAAAAUUAUAAUAUAUUAAAAAAAAUAAAAUUUAUACUAAAAAGAGGGUUAAUAUCACUAUUUAUAUUUAUAUUUUUGAGGAUGCUUAUGAUAAAUAAAGUAAAAGAUGAUUCACAUGUUCUUUCAUUAUUAAAAGUCAGAUUAAAUAUAGGGAAACAUAAUUUUGAUACAAUGAUAUAUAGUGCAGGAGGGGAGUUUAAACCAUUUUCAAAAAAUAUGUUAAAUAUGAUAAAAGAAACAGCUUUGUUCGAUUAUUUUAUUAUAUUUGGAAUUAUAUACAUUUUUUAUAUAAUAAUAUAUUUAAAAUAUAUAUACAGAAAAAAAAAUAUAAUAGAAUAUAAUGAAUUUAUUACUCCAAAUUUUAUUUUUUUAUUAAUUCAAACUAUAUUUUUUAUAUUCCUUAUGUUAAUAAUAGCAAGACUUCGUGUUUUAUCUUUGCCUCUUUUAUGUGUCAUUUCAUCUUUGGUUGGAUCCACUACUUUUUUAAAUAACAUUAUUUUUAUUAUCAUUUCCCCUUCUUUUCCUUUGUUCAGAAAAGUGAAAAAAGCAACAAAAAUUAUAAUAUAUAUAAUUUGCAUCUAUGAGUGGGUAUAUCCAUUUAUAAAAUAUUUUCCGAAAUAUGAAUACAUGAAUACUAUACGGAACGAACCAUCGAAUUUGCAAAAUAAUUUAGAUUUAAUUAAUUGGAUGAAAAUAAAUAUAAAAGAUGGAGAACCAAUAUUAGCUGAUAUACCUACAUCUAGCUUUUUAAGAUCAACAACUAAUUUUAAAAUGGUUUUACAUCCACAAUAUGAAGAUGUAGGGUUACGAAAACGGGUUCAAGAUUAUUAUAUGCUAGCCAGUUGCAUACCUUUUGUUGAUGCAAAAAAAUAUUAUUAUGAAAAAUAUAAAAUUCGUUAUAUUGUUAGUAAUAUUUAUAGAUGUGCAUCUAUCAAUGAAGGAAUAAGUGCAUUCACUUUAGCAGAUCAAAUAGAUUCUAAUUAUUCUAGAUGCACAAACAAAAAAAAUUUCAGAUUCUGCCAAAAAGUAAUAUAUGAUGAUACAAAUUAUAAAACUUUAUAUAGAAAUGGAAAAUAUAGUAUUAUCAAAUUUACUUCUGAAUUUAUUGAAGAUAAUGAACCAUAUUAUCAAUUUAAUGAAUCAAAAUAUGCUGACAUUUCAUAUUUUAUGCCAUGGAUAUCUAGAUGCAUAAAAACAGAUAAUAAAUGUGCAAUACAUAUAGCUGAAGUUGCAAGAACUAAUUUAGAUAUAUUACAAAAUUAUAAAAUAGCAUCUCUUUUAUAUAAAUAUAUAGAAACACAAAUUUUCGACCAUGAUAAAGCCAAUGAUAUUAAUGAUAAAAAAUUAGGAAAUGAAAUAAAAUUGGAUAAAGAUGUUCUUACAAUAUUUCAUUUAGCCGAGUUUUAUGAUUAUGAUAUGAAAAAUACAAAGAAAGCAAAUAUAUUAUAUAAAAAAGCAACUGAAUUAAUCAUGGCAAAUGAUAUGCAAUAUAAUAUUUCACCAAAUUUAAAUAGUUCAUAUAUAAUAGAUGUAGCUCCUUUGGUUCCUUUAAAUAAACAAAUACACAUACUUUCGUCAUAUAUAUAUUUUUUACUUGAUACAAAAUUAUUUAAAAAUAAAUAUGAAUUAUUUACCCUUUAUAAUAAAAUAGAUAAACUUAUAAAAGUCGUUACAUUUUCAUUAGAUAAUGGAUAUUAUUAUGAAAAUAUAAAAUCAAAUAAAACGGAACAAACAGUUAAAAUAAUGUUUUAUAAAAAAAAUUUAGGACAUAUUUUAAAUGAGCUAUGUGAGCAUGCAGUUCAUUUACACAAUAUUAAACAUGAAUAUACACAAUAUGAAUAUAUUUAUAAAAAUAUAUGGAAUUUGGUUAAAAGGGUUUCAUAUAUGGAUGAAUGUGUUUUGAAAAAUUUUAGUAUAUUUGAAAAAAGAGAAUUAAAUAGAAUUGACUACCUCAAAUUUUUUUAUAUUUAUUAG